Molecule: messenger RNA, 572 nt
Organism: Arabidopsis lyrata subsp. lyrata
Lineage: Eukaryota; Viridiplantae; Streptophyta; Magnoliopsida; Brassicales; Brassicaceae
Product: actin-related protein 2/3 complex subunit 5A
Exons: 4
Coding region: 54-452 (132 amino acids)
Biological process (GO): Arp2/3 complex-mediated actin nucleation; regulation of actin filament polymerization
Cellular component (GO): Arp2/3 protein complex; actin cytoskeleton; cytoplasm
Molecular function (GO): actin filament binding
Source: RefSeq, a predicted model, not a curated record
UAUUUUUCCCCAUCCUCUUUCUUUCAAUCUCUGAUCAAAGAGAGAGAGAUCGAAUGGCAGAAUUUGUUGAGGCUGAUAAUGCAGAAGCAAUAAUCGCGAGGAUCGAAACCAAAUCGCGGAAGAUUGAAAGCUUACUCAAACAGUACAAACAUGUCGAAGCUUUGAAAACGGCUCUUGAAGGUUCGCCUCCGAAAACUCGCGAUGAACGUUGCAAGUCGGCUAAUUGGAUAGUUGUGCACAGAGCUAUAAUGGCCAUAAAGGAUAUUGACGGAAUGCUCAAUGCUCUUGAUGCCGAAUAUUACGACAUUCUCAUGAAGUACUUGUAUAGAGGCCUUUCUACUGGGGACCGACCCACCUGCGAUCAGUGCUUGAAGAUUCACGAGAAACUCACAGAGAGAGCUGGUCUCGGUUGCAUUCUCCGCUGUCUUACUGAUACUAUAAACACCGUUUGAUCCAUGAUUGCCACUAAUGUAUACUUGAUGCUUCAUGAUAUAUGCAUUCUCCUUGAGAAACCAUGUCUCAGUUUCAUGUUUUCGCAUAAGAAUAUUAUCAAGCCUCAAACUUGAAUUUGA